GUCACCUCAGCAGCACCCGGCCGGAAGCGCUGGGAAGCUGUGGGUCUAACAUUUAAGAUUCAACAUUUUAAACGAAUGCAGUACGGAUCUUUUGUUUUAUUAUUAAUAUAAAUAUCAUCUAUCCAAGUGAACCGUCAAGGAAAGUGCAAAAAAAGAAAAUUGAAACCGAACGUCUUGGAGAAGGAGCGCAGUGAGGGGUGUGCAGGGGCAUGGAAGCCCAUAGGUACUGACAAUCUUGUGAGUGUAGUUGAAGAAACCGACGCUGUUUUAAAACACGCAUUUUCAGUUAUAAGAUUGUCAUUGAAUGUGUCAGAAGAAUAUCAGUAGCAUGAUUUAGCAGACCUGAGUCCAGGUGGUUAAAAUUGGUGCAGUACUGUUAGGUUAGUUGUAAGCAUAGAAUAUAGCCAGCUGCUUUUGCUGCAAAAAAGAAAAAAAAAAAAAAGAAAAAGUAAAGGCUUGUGGGCUGGUGAUUUGUCCGUGCAAGCGAGCAGAGCAGGGUUAAGAAAAAACAAAACUUUGAUACAGCGGGUUGUGACUGACACUUCAGAUUCAAUACGCAGUAUUGUUUGGAAGAGAACUGUUAACAAUAUUGCACAAACGUGUAAGAAAAAUGGCUACGACCAGCAGCAUUUCCUCAUCGAUUGCGAGUAAAACGAAGACGAAGAAGAAGCAUUUUGUGGCACAGAAAGUGAAGCUGUUCCGAGCCAGCGACCCUCUGCUGAGUGUGCUAAUGUGGGGAGUUAACCAUUCGAUCAACGAAUUGAGUCAUGUUCAGAUCCCAGUUAUGUUGAUGCCAGAUGACUUCAAAGCCUAUUCGAAGAUAAAGGUGGAUAAUCACCUUUUCAAUAAAGAAAACAUGCCUAGCCACUUUAAGAUGAAGGAAUAUUGUCCAAUGGUCUUCCGAAAUCUCAGAGAAAGAUUUGCAAUUGAUGAUCAGGACUUCCAGAACUCGCUCACAAGAAGUUCACUGUUUACAAAUGACUCACAAGGACGCAGUGGUGCACGCUUUCACACCUCGUGUGACAAGAAAUACGUGGUGAAGACUAUCACAAGUGAAGACGUGGCGGAGAUGCACAAUAUACUGAAGAAAUACCAUCAGUUUGUUGUAGAAUGCCAUGGAAACACGCUUCUGCCACAGUUCCUGGGCAUGUACCGGCUUACAGUGGACGGAGUUGAGACCUACAUGAUUGUAACAAGAAACGUAUUCAGCCAUCGACUGUCUGUUUACCGGAAAUAUGAUCUGAAGGGCUCCACAGUUGCUAGAGAAGCUAGUGACAAAGAAAAGCACCGUUUCCAGGAUGAAUGCACCAAGUUGCGCCAUAGCAGUAUGAGCCAUAGGCUGCAAACAAUCAAGAUUGCAACGCGUUUUUACAGCUCCGUCAAAAAUGCCAAAGAACUGCCGACCUACAAGGACAACGACUUCAUCAACGACGGUCAAAAGAUUUACAUUGAUGAAAACAACAAAAAGAUGUUGCUUGAAAAAUUAAAAAAAGACGUGGAGUUCCUGGCCCAGCUGAAGCUCAUGGACUACAGCCUCCUGGUUGGCAUUCACGACGUAGAGAGGGCGGAGCAGGAGGAGAUGGAGUGCGAGGAGAAUGAGGGCGAGGAGGACGUGGAGAGCGACGGCACCCACCCCGUGGGCACGCCCCCCGACAGUCCGGGAAACACACUGAACAGCAACAGAGCCCUGCCCCCCGGGGAGUUUGACCCAGCUAUCGACGUCUACGCCAUAAAGAGUCAUGACAACGCUCCAAGAAAGGAAGUGUACUUCAUGGCAAUAAUUGAUAUCCUUACACAUUACGAUGCAAAAAAGAAAGCUGCCCACGCUGCCAAAACUGUCAAACACGGGGCUGGUGCGGAGAUCUCCACUGUUAACCCGGAGCAGUACUCAAAGCGCUUGUAUGACUUUAUUACCAACAUUCUGACAUAGCCUGUCACCAUGACAAAGAACAGAUACAGGGAGUGGGACCAGCGUGGGACUUGAUGGAGUGCUCGUCUUCCACUCCAAGCAGCAGCAGCAGCAGCUCUGUACUUGUUUACAGUAUAGGGACCCACAUGGGGAAUUAGCUUUAAACUGCUUCCUGAUACACACAGUGUACUCUUUGCUAUUGCUGAACUUUUUUUUUUUUUUGCAAAUAAAUAAAAUAAAAUAUUGAUCAGCUUUACUCAGAAAGAAAAUCAAUCAAUAUCGGUACUUCUAGAGGUGGAGCAGAAGAAGAUGCUUAAGAGGCUGCAUGUUAAUCUUUGACGAACCCUGGGUAUUGGAAACUGUGGAUCGGUUUAUUGUCUUUAUCGGGUGCAUCGCAGUGCUCAUGCAGCUCAUGCCACGGAUGCCGUUCUCUUCCUCUGCACGCUGGCGCUCCUCAUUACUUUUAUUGCAUACCAUAUUCCUCUUAUUCUUCAAGAGGCUACUGCCAUAACACUGCUCUCCAUUUAAAACUUUGUCCUUGUUUGUUAUUUUAGUUUUUAGUUUUUUGCAAGAUGCAAUAUGUUAAAUGGCUUAUUUGACUUGUGUUUGCAGCUUGCUACUUAAUUUGGUUGUUUUUUUUUUUUUUUUUUUUUAACUGUUACACUGUUAGAGAUGUGUUCAUAAAACUUAGCCAGGACUUUUUUUAUGAUCUAAACCGGGGGUUCACAUAUCAGGUCCUGGGGGUUCAGAAUCUUCUGGGUUUUGGAGGUAUCAUUUAAAUAACUGCUUAACACCAGAAAUGACGUUAAAUUUAGGUUACAGGUGGAACAAAGACAGGAAGGGCUCUGGACCUCGCAGAUGGGAAUUGUGUCACCCUGAUUGGAUCAGCGGCUGAUCUGAAUACUGGGUCCUUGGUACCCGUGUAGAUGUCUGUGUUUUAGCAAUGUGCUCGAUAUUUAGCAGUUUUCUAUUACACACUGGGGUCUCUAAUGAUUUAACAGCAGCCGUGCUAUAAUGUGUAAAGACGGCCUUUAGUGGACCUCAUUUCACUCCAUUUGCGUUGUCUUUAAUCAUAAGGGGUCAAUCCUCCCCCUCGUGGUGAAUCCAGUUAUUAAUAUAGUCAGAGGGUGGCCUGUUUAAAUGUCGCUGUAAAGACCAUUCAGAAGGACUCUGCUGACCGUUAUGAAUACAGUCCUUAUUCUUUAUACUGUAACGAUGUGAUGCAUAGUUUUGGGCAGCAGGUAAGUUUCUUUUGCAAAACAGGAGUGUAGUUUACCCACAUAGAAAGGUAAAUCCAUACACAGGAUCUGCAUUUUAACAUGUUAUGCAUUCCAUUCAUUAGUUUAGAAAGAAAUGGAUAGUACCAAACAUUUAUUUGUAAACACUUUAAAUGGAUUCCUACUAUUUAAAAACAAAAGUAAUGUUUUUGGAUCAUAAUUAAAACAACGAAGCAUGCAGCAUAUUAAAUAUAUUAAAACAUAAAAUCGGAAGCAUUGCAAAAACAAGAAAGUUGCCUAAAACUACGACUUAUUUCUUUACUGUCAGAAACUUGUAUAAUUGUAUAGCAUUGCAUUUCAUUUUCUUUCUUUUUUACAGAAUAUUACUGAACAUUCUUGAUACUGUAUACACUGUGCAACAGCUGUGCCUUUUUAAUUUUUUUUUUUUUUUUUUUUUUUUAACAUUUUGUAUUGUUUUAGUCUUUGUUUUUUUCUUCUCUUUUGGGGGGGGGGGGGGGGGGGGAUUCUCCAAGCAAUCUCAGAGUGUGUGAAUGCCUUGUUUUCCCCAGUAAUUUAAUGUCAGUGCAGUUAAGACUACAUCUACACUUAAUGUAUGUAGUGAUUACUUGGGGCAUGCAUAAUAAUUACAUAACGUGAGCAGCAACAAACCACAGCAUCUUCAGUGACCAAAGGCAAGCUCAUCCUCGUGGCUGUGUAAUGCAUUAACACUGUGUUGUUACUCUUGAUGUAGUAAUGUUAACAACAGCAGAAUGGAAAUGUACAGUAAAUGUAUUUUAUGUAUUUAAAAAAAAAAGAAAACCAUAACAACCAAUUGAUAGUGUUAUGAUUAUUUUUUCGUAACUGUUGUGCCCUUUCAUGUCACAUUUUCUGUAGUGUACUGUGGUAUGGAAAUAGUAAAAGGCUGAAAGAUUUGUAAGGUUAAAGGGGAGGGACCGUACCUGGCAUGUGUAUUUGAAAUGCUUUUAGCAGCUCAGAAAUGCACGAUGUUAUUGUCUGCAGCAUUCUGUGUCAUUCGUUAUUGUGAAUAAUCUGUUUGUUAAGGGUGAGACUGCCUCAUCAAGUAUGUGCUAGUGCUCAGCCUCACUCCAUCCACAGGCAUUGCUUUAUAAAGUAAAGCACCCGUCAGCUCAACCUGGUGUCUGGAUUCUGGAGUUGUACAAAGAAUGCCCUGUGAACCUUAUCACAACAUCAUAUUAAAAUGAAGACUUGUACAGUAAA
Polyodon spathula (Mississippi paddlefish) is the source of this 4365-nucleotide messenger RNA. RefSeq names its product phosphatidylinositol 5-phosphate 4-kinase type-2 alpha. The coding region runs from base 611 to 1930 and encodes 439 amino acids. Gene Ontology annotation, biological process: phosphatidylinositol metabolic process. Gene Ontology annotation, molecular function: phosphatidylinositol kinase activity. The transcript is spliced from 11 exons. The record is from RefSeq and is a predicted model, not a curated record. NCBI's taxonomy places the organism in Eukaryota, Metazoa, Chordata, Actinopteri, Acipenseriformes, Polyodontidae.